Molecule: messenger RNA, 15375 nt
Organism: Diorhabda sublineata
Lineage: Eukaryota; Metazoa; Arthropoda; Insecta; Coleoptera; Chrysomelidae
Product: fasciclin-2-like
Exons: 8
Coding region: 338-2653 (771 amino acids)
Biological process (GO): cell-cell adhesion
Cellular component (GO): membrane
Molecular function (GO): protein binding
Source: RefSeq, a predicted model, not a curated record
UAGAUAUUUGUUUAUUUCGUAAAAUAUGUUAAUUUUUUUAACUGACUAAAAAAAUAAUUGAAAACACAUUUUGUUACUUAUUCAAAAAUUUACUAAAUUUUUAAAAUAAUUGUUAAGAAAAGUAUUUUGGAAUGUAGAUAUGGCAACAGUGUCCUCAAACUUAACGCCUGAUUCUCUAGUUGUUGUUUCGCUCCGACAGUCGUUGGUUGUUUGUCGUUGAAUUGAGAGAGCUCGAGUUCGAUUUCUGAUACGAGUUUCGUAAACUUUUCCAAACUUUUCCAACUCCAACAACAGUUGACCAGUGUAGUUUCUUGUGAGUUUUAGUGACUUUUCAAAUAUGAAGGGUCUCACUUGGCGGCAGCUAUACUGUUAUACAGUUUUCCUCACGAUUUUUACAGGUGUCGCUGGACAGGAAAUCAAAUUGGAGAUCCAACCAAAUGAAAAAGUUAUAACGAAAGAAGUUGGUCGUGCUCUACCUCUAACUUGUCGACCUGUUGUUCCGGAUCCUACAUUAGUUACCCAAUUAGAGUGGAGGGAUAAAUUCGACAGGAAAAUAGAUAGUUUCAAUAGAGCUAGUCCCAUAUAUGUACUGAACUCACCGGGUGAACAAGGGGCUGUUUUGAUCUUCUCCAGUUUAACAUCAAAUCAAGCAGGAAGGUAUAGUUGCCACGCUUUUUAUGCAAAUACAGAACCACUCACCGCAUCAGUAGAAAUUAGGACUUACGAGGAUAUAAAGUUUGUGGAUGCACCCGAGAAUCAAUAUCCUGUCGUAGGUCGAGACUUUAAAGUAAAAUGUAAAGUUAAAGGUAACCCGACACCUACCAUCGAUUGGAACAGAAAUGACCAAGCUAUUACUACAAACGAUAAAUACGUUGUAGAUACCGACGAAUUACUCAUUAAAAACGUAACUGAAGCAGAUGACGGCGCAUAUAAAUGUAAUGCUAUUGAAAUAUCCACAGGACAAUUCAAAACAAGGAAUAUAAAUAUUGAAGUUCAAGUACCACCGAAAAUCAAACCAAUGGACCCCAUAACAAUCGUAGAGGGUGAAACAGCAUCGGCGAAAUGUGUAGCUACCGGUAAACCACCACCGACUUACCAAUGGAUCAAAUUGAAGAACCGCGAAGAUCUAUCAGUCGUUGAUAGAUUCGAAGUGAAGAAAAACACCGGAGAAUUGAUAAUGAAUCGAGUGGAAUACGAAAGCGACGACGGUUUAUACACGUGCAUUGCCGAAAAUACAGUGGAUAGAGUAGAAACAACCGUUAGAAUAAACGUUCUAGUUAAACCGAAAAUAAUAGAACUGUUAAAUAUAACAGCUCCGAUUAAAACACGAACAGAAAUAAUCUGCAAAGCGUACGGUAGACCACCACCUAAAGUAACCUUCAGAAAACUGAGCAGAAAGGAUCCUUUCAAAGUUGGAAAACAAUUGGACGAUGAUAGAAUAUCUUUAGAACAACAAUCUAUUUCAGAUCGAGGAGAAUCAUUCGGUACAUUGAUCAUAUCGAAUCUAAGUAGACCUGAUGAUGGUCUUUACGAAUGUAUAGCGGAUAAUACUGCCGGUACUGCUUAUAAAAACGGACAUAUAACAGUAGAAUUUCCACCUUCAUUCGAAAGAACUAAAAAUUUACCGCCUGUUUGGAUAUGGGAUAACAAACCGGGUAACUUGACUUGUCUUCCCGAAGCUAUACCGAACGCUACGAUCAUAUGGAAAUACGGCGACAUCGAAAUCCAGGAUAAUAACAAUUUUCAAAAAAUCGGAAAUGGUCCUGCUUCCUAUCUCAUAGUGAAACCUUACAACGAUAAACGAUUUUUUACUGAAUACAAAUGCGUAGCUACCAAUAAACUUGGACAAGCCACCAAUAAAAUAUAUUUGAAACAAGGUUUCGUACCAGGACCGGUUUCCCAAGUCAAAACCGAAUUUAUUACAGCGACAAGUAUCAGAUGGAGUAUCAUACCAGCUAAUCAUUUCGAUGGUUUACCACUAAGAUCGUAUACCGUUCGAUAUAAGCCCGAGAGGGAAUUAUCGUGGGAUUUUGCUAGAAACCACACCUGGAGUUUUGGAGCUCCGUAUAUAUUAGAAGGUCUAAUACCUGAAGAAACUUACCAUUUCCAAUUUGCUGCUAGAAACGAUGUCGGAAUGGGUGCAUUCCAAAACGCUCAAUCUGUAACGAUGCCCAGGAGAUCGGUACCAUCCGAACCGAAGAUAUUGACAGAAACAAAUAAGAUUAGAGACGAAAAUAGCAGUAAUAGAGAAGAAAUGCUCGCUAUGAGUCCUUAUGCCGAUCAUUACGAAUUGAGAUGGAGUGUACCAAAUGAUAAUGGAGAUCCUAUAAUGAACUAUUUUAUUAGAUAUUGCGUGACUGAAAAAAUCAAUGGCGAAUGGCGUGAUCGUGAUUGUACCGAACAAAUCGAACGAUCCAUUCAAUAUACCAGCUUCGAAUUGGACAAACUCCUUCCAGAUACGAUCUAUAAGAUCGAAGUGCGCGCGCAUAACUCCAUCGGUGACAGUUCACCAGCUCAAGUCAAAGUUAAGACGGCAAGAGCCUCUUCAGGGUUGUAUUGGAACUCAGCGACGACAAUACGCUCGUUACGCCCUCUACAAGCUGCUAUGACUAUUAUAGUGACGGUUUUCGUGCUAUAUUUUCAAUGGUGCUAAAUAUUCGAAAAAUAGUUAUAAAAAAUUAAUGAGAAAGAACAAAAACUAUAUAUAAAAAAAAUUGGUGUGUUAAAUUAUGUGUUCUAAAAACGAUCCCCGCACCAAAAGUGUAAAUAAAACCUUGUUAAGUAACAGAGUGGAUAAAAUAUUCAUAACUAGUAUCGAAAUAAUUUUAAUAUUUAUUAUUUCUUUUUAAAACUUUUUUAUCGCAAUCAAUUUAUCAAAAAAUUUAUAGAUAGAAUGUGUAUAGUAUCUUCAACCCCCUUUGAAUUACUAUAUAUUUUGAUCCAGCCGCGCCUCUAUCAAUUUCUUCUAAUUUGGUCCGGACUCUGGUUCUCUCUAUCCAAAAACAUUUGUGCCCAGUUUCUCACAAAUCCAUCCCUAACUCAUCUAAUUAUCUCGAUCAAUUUUUAGUCCACGUACUUUUCUAACAAUUUCUUAUAAUUUGGCAAGGUCCAGACUCUGUUUUUGUCUAUCCAGAGCCAUUUGUUUCCAGUUUCCCAACUCUUCCCAAAUCCAUCUGUAACUCAUUCAAUUAUCUCGAUUUUUUUUUUGGUUCACACUUCUUUUAUUUUGACCAGGUUCGGACACUAUUAAAAUAUUUAUAAAUAAAUCAACGUUUUUGUCAUUUUGACGACGAUUAAAAUUUUUUGCAUAAACAUUCAGUAUAAUUCGAGUUGUGGCAAAUAAGUUACGGCAAGUUAUUAAUAAGAAACAAGUUUUAUACAAAUUUUUAUCAUCGACCUUCGCACUAGUUUCCUUUUAAACAUUAUCCUGGAAGAGUCCUUUGGUAAUAAUCUGAAGUUAACUCUUUCACAACCACAGGAGCGUUUUUUUAUGCUCUCGGGUACCAUGAAGUGUUAAUUUAUAUUGGGGAAACGGCAAUAUAGGGUUUAAUUGAGUGAACUAUCAUUGGAAUGUCCUAAAACUAUUUGGCCUCCAAGAAUAUUUCCACGAAGAAAAGGAAAUUUUUCUCAUCAAUUUCCAUCCUCUAAUUACUUUGAUUACGAGUUCAAGAUAAAAAUUUUCAUAUUUUACUAAAAAUUGAACAAUCCCUCAUUUGGGUUGGAAUAAAACUGAGAUGAGAUAUGAUUUUAUCUUGAAGAAAGAAAACAUUUACAAUAUCAGGAUUGAUAGGGAAAGUGAUUGUUGAAAUCCCUUAUUUGCCAGAAAAACCUAUGAGCUGGUGCUUUGUGGUCCUAAACUGCUUUACAAUAUAUCCUCGAUUUAAAAAUAGGAUUUUUAGUCUCGGCUUGGCCAUUUUUACAUUAAUUGGACUUUUCUUACUAAUUUCCAUCCUCUAUUGAUUUUGUUCACGAGAUUUGAGAUAAUUUACUUAUAUUUUCGUUAGAUAUUACCAAAAAUUAAACUAUACCAGAUUUGUUUUUGGAAAAAUAUGCACAAAAUCUAUACUAACUACUUAAGGAUUGGAAUAAAACUGAGGAAAGUAAAUGUGAAUUGGUUUCCGGAACUUUAUUGUAUUUGUAUAAUCGACUUUCUUAUAAGCGAGUUCUGUAGCUUUUCCUUGUGUUGAAGUUUUAAGUUAUCUAACCGUUUUUUUUUAAACUAUAGGUCGAGGUUAGAAAAUUAUUUUACGAAAAUCUUUUCUUAAAAUUACGUUUUGUAGCAAGUUACAGCAAGAUGAUUAAUUUUUCGGAACUUCUUUGCUAUACCUCGUAUUAAUGGGCUUCGUUUUAAUCUGCUUUUUUCGUAUCAAAAGCUCAAAAGUUCAUAAUUUUUUUAUUUUGAAAAUAUUUUAAUUCUUUAAUUAUUGUAUUGUUUUUUUGAAUAAAGAUUUUCCACAUUUUCCAAAUAAUUUUCACCGAAGUUUUUUCUCAACUUACAAUUCCGCGUCACAUAAUUUUUUUUCUUGAUAAACUCCAGAGUGUAUAACAAAAUACCUUUAAGAAAAUCAUUUUAAAAAGUUUUACGUUACCUCAAUCAUUUUCUUUGAUUAUUGCACAGUCUGUAUAUAAAAAUUUUAUUUUUCAAGUUGAGUUACCCAAUUUUCUAUUAAAUUUUUCUAAUUUCUACUUUUAUGUAGGUCGAAAAAAUGUUUAUCUGGUUUACAAAUAUUUUGAUAUAAAAAGAAAUUAUUAUUAAAAAAAGCUAGUUUUGAUCUUUAUCCACUCAAUUAGUAAUAUUCCAAAGUAAAAAAAUAUUUCAAUCAUCUUUGCAUGACGUCGACAUUCCAUUUUAAAAAAAUCAGUACCAGUUUCGAAUUAUUUCUCCAUCAUCAAUAGACGAUUCAAUUUGUUAUACUUCCCAUUUUUCAUAAUAUCCCAAAAAUAGGAAUAUGAAAAAUUAUAAAUAUUUAAUAGCAUACGUGGUGUGUUAAAAAUUUAUCCCAACUUCGAUUCCGUGAUUAGAAAUCUUCUUUAUUUGUUAAAAUCUUUAUAAAAACAUUUCUUGUUUUUUUUCCCAUAAUUCUAAAGCGAUAUAUGACCAAACUUAUCAACUUAUCUACAGGUAAGUCGUACAAUAUUUGCAUUAACGUCUUUUUUUAAUAUGUGGUUUGAUCGUUAAAUGCCCUCCGGUGACAUAAUUUUGAAAAUAAAACUUUUCAAUCACUCCAUUCGAUUGUCUCAGUUAUUUCUUAUAAAAAAUGGUACAUUUAACAUUUAAAAAUAUGGUAAAAGAAUAUAUAUUCAUAUAUUAUUUAUAUUAAGAAAUUUUAUAUCAAAAGUUUUGUAAUGACAUAAUUACCAAAAAGAUUUAGUCAUUUGUCGAAUGCGUUUCCCACGUUCCCAAAUUUAAUUCCAUCUACAAUAGUGGUCGGAUAUACAUACAAUGUACGAGUGCCCUACGAAAGCAAAUCUUCUUAAAAUCACCACAAUUCUAGUCUUGCAGAGGAAAUUUGUUCCUAUAUCAGGGUCAUUCCUGAAAUAAACCAGAUGUUAACAGUGAUAAAACCAUAUGAAACAUCCAAGUGAGAUAUUUUUCAUAUUUUUUUUCGUAAAUCAGAAGUGAACAACAAAGAUUUAAAAAAAUCAUUGGAGUAGGAUGUGUUUUCGAUUUUAUGGAACCAAAAAAAAACAAGGUGUCUGUGCGAAAAAAAAUCAGUGUCAAAGUACUGUUCUGGUUAAUACAUCCCAACGUUACUUCCAUGAUAAGAAGGUCUCCUUCGUGGUUGAUAACAAUGUCAUCUCUUUUUAAUAUUUAAUAAAAAACAAAUAUUUCCAUUUGAAAAUCAUCUCUCGUGAAAUCUUCAUCAACCUCUUUAAUAGUUGAUCGUAUUCUAAAAUAUUUACUCUUCCUAUAUUUUCAUUUGUUAUUUAGCUCGAACCUUUUCUCGUCCUCAACUGAUUAUAAAUCGUCCUUAAAGUUACUAGAUUAUAACAAAAAACAAAUUACAACAUUUUGUUACAUUCUGUGGUACUUUUUUUGAAGGAAUAACGUCAUUGCAUCUAUGUUUCACGACGGACAUUGCAAUUACGGUCUCAAUAAAGUUGAUACAAUUUAAAUAGUAUGAAAAUUUAUCCGUCGUUUGGUCCAUACCUUAUAUUCAUAAAUCUGAUCCCUUUGAUAUUUACAUAGAAUAUUUUUUUUUUCUACACCGACUCGGAAACAAUAUUUUUUUAUUCAAUUGUUUUUGUUUCUCAUUUUCUUCUAUUUUUCCUUUUUUUAUAAAAUAUAAUAUAAAAAUUAAUUUAAUAAUAAAUCAAAUUUGAAAUGGGUACUGAUUUUUGAAAAUUUACAUUUCAUAUUUAAUUUAAGCACCAAAGCAUGGCUACAUUUCGUUAUUUUUUUUUAAUUUUUGCCUAUAUAGUUAUUGCAGCUUUUCACGUUAAAUCCGUUUUUAUUGGGCUUCAUUUUCAUUUAGUUUAGUUCGAUCAUCAUUUUUAUCCAUAUUUUUUUUGUUUCCCUAAAUUUAUUUUAUAUUUUUAUAUAUGAAUCGAAAAUGUCGUCGAACGCUUUCUCUAGAUAAAUUUUAUGAAAUCAUUUUUAUAAUUUUUCGUUUUGACGAACGAUAACACUUAAAUAAAGUCGAAAAAAUACUUUGUGCUCUUUUUUACUUUAAAUUCUUUCUGGAAAAAAAUUAACGCACCAUUCUUGUUUAUAAUUGAUCUUAACUUAGGCCUUUCUGGAACUUCUUUGGGAACGCGCUAAAACAUUAAAUUUAUCACCAAGGAAUUAUAUCAUUGAAGGAAGCUGUACUAACAUCGAUUCUGGACUAGGAAGAUCCUAUUUCAGCAAAGUUUUUUUGUGAGACGAAAUCUCACAACCAAAGACCAAUACAAUGUAGAAAACGUGCCAAAAAAUUACAUGUACAUAAAUCAGGAUUAUACAAUAGCCUCUACUAACCAAAAAAUAUCAAAUUUAUUGUUUCAAUUAACUCAGAAUCAGACUAGUGAAAUAUUGGAUAAAAAAUCUACUUUAUAAUGAAACUAUGAGUUACCCUUAAAGGUCUAAAUUAAAGUGAAUGUGUCUGGUGAAAGUUGGAGGACAAAUUUGGAAGCCUCAAUAUCUCAGCUAAAGCUCCUUCUGUCAAUGGCUUUAAAUAAAUACCUGUACAAGGUUGGAACAUAUAAUGUCUUCUGCUCCUUGUCUUGGUCCUUAUUUCAUGUUUCUAGCCAUGUUAUUGCCUACUGCUGUUGAUAUCUAUUCGUUAGAUUGGACAGAUAUGAAACAUCAGUGGCACGAGCUCAAAAAAGUCGUGGAUCUCCCGCUGUCAAUCACAACCGACUGCUGGUGGCCACAAACUUUUAUUAAGCAUGUAAUAACUAGUAUGCUUAAAUGUAAUAAUAGAUUAUGAGUAUGUUGACUGUUUUUUAUCAUUUUAUUAUAAAUUUCAUGUUGAUUAAAUGUGGUGCGUCAAUUUUAUCCAGAAGAUUAUUUUUCAAUCAAUAAUUUUGAAUUUUUUUUAACUAAUUUUUGUUAAAAAAUGUUGUUUGGUUCAUUAUUAUCAUAUCCAUUUAUAUAUAAGACAUAACAUGGCGCAUGGACGAAAUUUUCUGUUUAUAAUCGCCACUAUCUAAACAUAGAGAUACAAGUUUCGACAUAAAUCAAUAGUUAUAGCUCUCCCAUUUAUAAUUGCAGCUUAAAAGCGGCAUCGAUUGAGGGGAAUAAGUGAUAUUAAUAAUUUUAAUAAAAUAUGAUACGCAUCGACUCGAACAAGUCCUUUUUAAGCUUCCGGAUAACAAAAUUCCAAAAUAAACGAAAAUAAGGUCUUUACGCAAAUCAAAAUAAAACGUAUAGCAACAAGAAUAAUUUGUAUUAUAAUGAGGAAAAGAUUCUGAUUCUUUUAGUAUUAAAUAGUCCUGUUUUGAAACGACGUUUCGGUUUUAAUCCUUGUCUAGUUUUCAUACCAUUUAUAUGUGAUUUACCUGAAGGUUUUUUUGACAAUUUCGUUUAUCUGAUCAUGAAUCAUCAUUCUUCUUAAUGGCAUCUAAUAACAUCACGCAAAUUUGUCUUACAUCGUUGUUUCUCUGGUGGUUUCGUGGAAUAAGGCUUGUUAUCUCCUUUAGUUUUAUUUUCUCAUCUAUUUUGAAACCACAUUUCGGUCUCAAUCCUUGUCCAGCUUUCAUACCAUCUCUAUGUGAUUUACCUGAAGGAUUUCUUUUGACAAAUUCGUUUACCUAAUAAUCAGUUAUCAUUUUUUCCAUCUAAUAACAUCACACAAAUUUGUUUUACUUCGUUGUUUCUCUAGUGGUUAUGUGGAAUACUGCCUGCUUGUCUUCUAUCGUUCGAAUCUUCAUAAUUGGCUUUAUAACAAAGGGACCUGGAUCAGUGUCCAAAUAAAGAUAUUGCAUAGUAUCCGAGUCGGUUGUAACUUACUCGGAUUCACUUGUAAUUUGUACACAAUUCUUCUUCUUGUGGUUAUCCGUGACAAUCAAUCAGGAUUUUCAAAUCUUUUAUAUUAUCAGCAUAUAUAAUGGUGCCAUCUGCAUAUCUGAUGUUGUGUAGACUGUAUUUAGCAUUAUAAUUUUUUCUGCCCCAAAUAGGGCUUCACUGAAUAUCCAUUCUAAGUACCAGUUAAAGAUGAAAAUUUGACGAACUCCUCUUAUCAUUUUCACUUUAUUUGUGUCUUCUACUUCGAUACCAAAGUUUGCAGAUUGGUUCCAGUUGAUGUUUCCAAUUUAUCUCAGGUCCUACUUUAGGUGUCUCCAUCAUUUUUCCAUGUUUCCUUGUACACAACACGAUUUAUUAUACACUACGAAAAAAAUUGAAAAAAGUUUCUACCCCCCUAUAAUUUGCUUAUACUCUCCCUAGUUUUUGAUUGCUAUUGUAAAUGGAAGAUCUUUAAGUUAUCAGUAUAUCAACUUGAUGAAAUUGAAAAUUUAAUGUCCCUGAUCAAUUAUAAAAAUGAUUAAAUAUUUAGCAAGUAUUUCGAAGUAUGUUAGAAAUGGUAUGAAUGAGAGUGAAUAAUAAAUAAUAUUGUAAAUCCUCUUCCCCAAUUGCCAAUCAUAGUUAGAUUUUAUGAAAUUGAACUAAAUAAAAAAUGUACUAGUUGUCUAAUUGUAUAUUGAAUAGAAUCUAGGAAUAAACAAUCAGCUUAAGUUUUUUUUUGUUAAUAUUUUUACCACAUAUUUGAAACGACAAUUUUUUACAUAAUAAUUUGGAAUCUUCUAUAGAAUAAAUGUUAUUGUGUAUAUACGAAGUAUAUUUCACGUUAAGAUGGUUAUAAAUUUUAAAAUCGGUUAAUUUUUAUUAAUAUAAAAUAGUUGAAAAAAUUUAUUCAAAUUUGAAAUUAUAAUACAUUAAAUCAAUUUUUUUCCAAAUAUCCCAUGAAUUAUGAAUUUUUUAUUACAUCUCUUAGUGUCUUUUUAAACUUUCAAUCUAUUUAUUUCUCUUGCCUGUUCUACGGCUUUUUUAUUCCCACAUUUUUCGUAUUUUAUUCAAGGGCUAUUUGAAAAGUAGGAAACGUUUUGGUAUUAUAAAAAUGUGGAAUAUCAUCAACAUUCCAAUUCUACUUUUCUACAUAUUUAUUAAAUCAAACGUUUAUUUGUAACGUCAUAACAAAAAUUAUGACCAGAAUAUAGGGAAACAGUUUCAGAAGUUUUUAGUAACUUUCAGUAUGAGUUUGAAAACGUGAGGUUUUCUGUGCUAAAGCUUUCCCAAGCAAAGUAAAUUGUAACAAUUUUUCUGUAAACGCAAUCCCAAAAAAAAAAUAGUUUGUAAGAAGUGCAGCUUCAAGAGUAGACUUUCAUUUUUUUUUCUGCUUAAAUGUUCUACUAACUAAUUAAUUUUUUAACAUGUUUCAGUUCUGUUUUUAAUUGCUUUAUCUCCCUUAUCUCUUAUUCUUUCAACUCGGAUUGAUGAUGGUCAAUUCAAAGUUCACGUUGAGCACCCUUGUCAAUAUUCUUCGCUCAAUUUUGAGUUUUUGUUACUAUUUUUUAUUGAAUUUCUAUGUACUUUUUAAAAAUUUUUCUUUGUUUUUCACUAUUUUUUCCUUCUAUUUAUUUUUUCACGUCCCCAUUUGCAUGGGUAUAAUAUUUUUAUAGUUUCCACAAGUGUUAUGUAUUUAAAAUUCUAUUAUAGAGAAAAAUCAUUUUAAACUCAAAAUAUAUACAAGGUGUGUUCAUAAAAUGUCCAGUUCUCAUGAAACUACUGAAACUUAAACUAUGUGACAUCCUUUCAGUAUCAUCUAUGAUUGUAGAACGAUAAAGGUUCAGUUCAAUUUUGGAAAUAAAAAAAAUCACUCAGGUGAACAAUUUAGCGAAUCAUAAUAUCGAUAUGAUAUUUCUUCCCCUACCAUUUCUUUCACAUUUUUCCUGUUUUCAUCGGGAUUUGAGAAAGUGGAACUUUCAUUAUGCUGGAAAAGUUUCCAAUAUACGUAAAUUCUUGUUUCAUUUAAUUUCAUUAUGAAACUUUAUUCAUAUUUCAUAUAUUCUAUUUGAUUUUUAUGGCAAAAUUUGAUACAAAUUCUUUGAUUAUUUGUCCAAUAAACAAAAUUAAUAAUAAUAGAAACAGUAAAAAAAUAUCAUGCUCUAUGAGUAUGUAUUAAUAAAAAAAUUAUAUACUGACACUCUAAACAUGUGAAAAUAACAUAUUUUUUAAAUUUUUUCAACACACCUCGUAUAUAUGCCAAAAAAUUGGUUGAAGUAGAAACUUAUUUAUAUUUAGGUUAGUCGUAUUUCAUAAAAAACUUUUCACUUCAUAAAACCUAAAAAUACAACUAUUAGAUAUAUAUUUUUAAAUAAUAUAUAGGGUGUAUCAAAAAACAUGAAGAGCUAAACCUAUAGGUAAAAUUUUACAUAUUUUGCUAAUUAUUUUUGAAGAUGGUUAACAUUUUUACAUUUUUAAAGUUAUACAUUUUCUUUUUCAAUAUUUAGAUCAGAAAAAGGCUAGUGGGGUACUGUCUAAAGACCUUGUAGGCCAGAGUAAUUUAUAUCUUCCUAUUAAAAUAACAAAAUAUUUUUGACAUAAUGUUCCAUACUAUUUUUACGAUUUUUUGCUCUUUCUUAUAAAAAUAUUCAACCAAAAAAUCAAGAAAACCGAUUAUUUAUAAAAUUAUAUUCAUUACAAGUAUGUAUUGUAUACUUUUCUAAAAUAAGGAUUAAUAACGAUGUAAUAAUUUCAUAAAUGGUAUUAUCCUCGACGGUCCCACCAGGAUUAUAGUUUAACGAAAUUUAUCGUUUUUUGCCAACUCUUAACCGAUUACAUCGGUUCAAAAUUUUGAACACUUUAAAGUCCGAUAAUAAUAAUACAAAAAUUUGUGACUUUAUCCUAGUAAGGAUUAAUAGAAUCAUCAGGAUAAAAUUUAAUGAAACGUUUGCACUUGAUUUUCACCUAAAUCAACUAAAAAUUUUACACACACGUACAGGUCAAUUGAAAAUACACUAAUUUAAUAAAUUCUCGUCAUUUUCAUUACCAGGUUUACUAGGAUACAUUAAUUAGUAUAUUUGAACACGAAUAUCUAAUUCAAACAAACAAAUAAAUUCAUAAUUCUCCACAUUUGUUAAGAAUCGAAGACUAAUUCAAUAAAUUCCUGUAAUUGAUAUUUCCAGGAUCAUCGAGGUUGAAAUAUUUGAACUCCAUUUUACAUUAUAGUUAAUUCAAAAUAUUCCACACUAGUCAAUAUACUAAUUUAAUAAUUUUGUCUUAUGGUUCAUCCAUUUUAUUUAAUGUUCCUUAUAAAAUGAAAUCUAGUACGGAAUUUCAAAUGACAUUUGGGUUAAAGUUCCAAUUUUGAUGGAAUUGUUAAUAAAACUUGAUGAGAAAAGAGAAUCCUAUAAAUCUUCUUUUGUUCCCCAGCCCCCUUUGAAUUUUUAUUGAAUAUCUCCGAAAAUAUUGACUUAAUUGAAAAAACAUUUAAACUAGAAUAAAAGCUGUUGAAAAAUUCUGUAAAAAAGGUUGUAAACGUUUUUUACGUAAACCUAUUCAUUCGGCUGUUAGGACUCAAAAUGUCUCGACAGGAAUCAAAUUGACACUUACGCAGCUUAGUUAAAUAAAAUUCUUUUUACGGAUUAUCGUCUCUAAUCAAAAGUUAGUUUUGAACAAAUUUCCAGUAAAAUCGAAACUACACCUGAAAUUUGAAAGCACGUGAAUUAAAAUUUGAAAAAUAGGUAGAAAAAAAUAUUUAUGAACUAAAAUUCGAAAUAUUUUGUAUACUAUCAAUAAUUUUUUGUUUUAAUGAUGAGAGUAUUUUCUUUUUUUUUGUAUUUGGACGCACCUUGUAUAUUAUAAAAACAAUAUAGUUUCAUUUUAGGCUUCAAUAAAUGCGGAGUUUUUUAUGAAAUAUGAUUGUUUCUCAAAAUUCCUAAUAAUAAAUAUGUCCAUUUGUAUACAAUUUUUAGAGACAAACCUUAUAUCAAUGUUGUUAAGACUGAAAAUUUUAUCAAAUAUGUUGUAAGAAUACCGAUAUCCUUUUAAUUUUUUGUUUAACAGCAUGUUUUUGCACGUUUUUAGUUAGAUAUUUUUUAAAAAAAUUAUAAUUUGUAACAUUUCGUAUAAUUAAAAUUUUAACAUUUCUAUAGUUGGACAAUAAAUAAUUUCGAAGAAGAAUUCCAUCUGUAUUUGAUGUUUAUAAAAAAAUGUCAGUUUUUCGUAAAAAACAAUAAAAAAAAUGAUGAAAAUUCGCUUGUGUUUAAAUGUUUUUGCGCUUUGUAUUUUUGUGAAGUGUCGGAAAGCAGCUUGAGUGAAAAAAAAGUUCAAUGGACAAUCACCAUCAAAAGUGUACGUAGCUUUAAAUAGAUUCUUUAAAAAUUCCAGUUGCAUAUAGUUGGAAUUAUUAGAGCAUGUUUUAAUUUAGUUUUUAUUGCUUGCACUAAUGAAUGUCGAAGUUUCUUUAACCGUGCUUUUUUUGUUCAAAUUUUGAGGUUAUGGCAUGUGUAUAUUUGUAAAUACACAAAAUUCAGAACACAUACAUACAAUAAAAACGGAUUAUAUCUAUUUCUCUAUUCACAAUUCUCCUUAUAUAUAAACAGAACUAAGAUUCUUCUUCCAAUACCAGCAUGUUCUGUAUUAGAAAUAGAUUUAGAAUGUACCAUCAAGUGUAUGUUCUCAAAAAUUCCAUAUUUUAAGGAUUCAACUUUGCAAAUUUUUGAGAACAACAUUUUUAUUAUAAUAAUAAUUUUUUUACAGGGGGUGUAAAAAGAGUUUUAAAAAAUUUUGUUAAACUUUUGGAAGAGGGGUCCACUAUUUUUGGACAUAAAAAAUCGUGGAAUUCAUAUAUUUAAUAAUUUUUUUGUGCAUUCAAGGUAAAACUAGAACUUAACUACUGAAAUCCAGUUUGGUUGUCGAAAAAACAUAUAAUUAACAACAAACAAAUUUUUAUGUACUAAUUAAACAUGAUGCGCGAAGAAAAGGAACCCCCUAACCUAAAAACAUUUGAAUAAUUUUCGAAAAUUGUUUAAAUUAUGAUAAUCAAUUAUUAUUUUUUCAAAUUGUUCAUUUUAUAUGUACUUUCAAAAUUAAUUUCAUAAGUACAAUGUUUCGGAAACAAAUCUGGUAAUUUAUGGUUUCAAAUUUUUUUCAACCAAAAUAGGUUUGUAAUUUCCAUUUUAUCUUGAAUGUGUCGAAAAAUGAACAAAACCAAAACAAAAUUAUUAAAAAUAUUAAUAUUUUAUAACCAAAAAUAGUAUGGACCUCUUUUCCAAGUAACAACCAAAAAUUUUUUCUCUAUUUUUUGGUGAUAGUUUUUUUAAUCUCCCUGAAACAACUGUCUGGACAUUAUUUCAAUGUGUAUCUAUAAUUUAAAUCAAUUAUCCUCUUAUUUGGUGCGUUUUAUCUUUUUUUAUUAAUAUGACGUAAAUAAAGUAGUGGAAGCUAGGUCAAAAGUUAAAGCAACACUGGGACAUUAGUUUCAAUGGACAACGCACUAUUAUGACCUUCAAGACAUGAAUAAGGCGAGAGGAAUUCAUAAAUUCAAACUAUGAAUACGAAACUGAAUAAUACUGGUCCUUUGGAAAUCUCAUUCUUACCAAAAAAUCAACAAACAACAUUGCAAUUUCUCAUAAUGACGGUAGGGCUGAAUGAGCGUCUCUCAAUAUAAAUAUUUUCCAAAUGCCCUUUAAAAAAUUGUUUUUUGAUAUGCUAAACAAUUUUCUAUUACUAAAUUUCGAUUUUUUUGUUGCAAUCGAUGAGAAAACUUUGUUUUAACGAGCAGGCGACGUUUCACAUAAAGCACACUCCAAAUUAACCAUCCAGAAGUAUUGAUUCAACACCUAUGCAUUUUGAUCCUCUAAAGAAAGUGUAUUAGAAGACCCUAAGAAAUAGGAACCAGUUGAGACAAAGAAUCUUUGAACAAACUCGUACAUCAGUACCUCAUUUCUGGUUGUGUCUUAAGGACAUCUUCAUAAUGUUUAGACGUAUUGAAAUUCAAUGAGUAGGCGCCUCUUCACAUACUACAAACUCUAAACCGGCCAUCCAAAAGUCCUGUUUUGACCACCAAGGUUUUUGUUUCCUUCAAGGAAGAUGUAUGUACAGCAUGACCAAAAAAAAAUAGAACCAGUUGAGACGAAGAAUCCUUGUGAGAAGUCGUACAUUAGACAUCAAGUACCACAUUUCUGGUUGUGUCUCGAGGACAUCUUCAUAAUGUUUUAACGUAUUGAAAUUCAACGAGCAGACACCUCUCCACAAACUCUAAACAGGUCAUCCAAAAGUCAUGUUUUGACCUCCAAGGUACUUUUAAGGAAAACAUAUAUACAGCACGACCCAAAGAAAUUGGUUUCUGACGAAUUUAUAAUACUUUCCUUUAUCAUUUUCCAUUCACUUAUUUUUUUCUGGUAUUAUCACUCAAUAAAACCAAAACCUGGCACGUAGAUAACACCACCAGUGCUAUAUCACUUUUGAUACUGAGAAAAAUUGUUUUUUUGAUGGAAAGAGAUAAUAUGUCAAGCGAGUGUUACUCAAACUUUCCUCUGACGAUAAACAAUGAAGCAAUGAAGCUGUUGUCCCAGAAAAAAGCCCACAAAAUAAUUUGCAGUAGGAGAUAAUAAUAAAGAAGAUAUAAAAUGACAGAAUAUUCGCGAUUUUUGAUGAACAUUUUUCUAUGAGAAAGUUUUUAUCGAAAUAGGUGCAACUGAUCAGUGAAAAAGAAGACCUUUGGAGGUGGCGGAUGAAGCACCUAAAUUAGCAGACGAUGACUUCACAGGUUAAUUAUGAGGGUGAAGAGCUGGACGACAGAAAGGAAGGAAAUAUUAACAAACGAAAUUACCAGUAAGACAUAGACACGAUCAGUACUUAGAGAAAGAAAAUUUGAUUGAAUGCAUUGUUUCCGGUAUGCUGAGUAGGCGUAUAAGAUUGAGAAAUUUACCCUUAAUAAAAAAUGAUUGUGA